Oryza sativa Japonica Group (Japanese rice) is the source of this 1526-nucleotide messenger RNA. Its product is annotated as SNF1-related protein kinase regulatory subunit gamma-1. Lineage: Eukaryota; Viridiplantae; Streptophyta; Magnoliopsida; Poales; Poaceae. The record is from RefSeq and is a predicted model, not a curated record.
GCAACACGUAGGCUGGUUCGGCAACCAUGCCUCCCGCCGGCGGCGAUCCGCGCGGCGCCGCGUGUCCCCGCGCAUCCGCGGACGUGGCUGGGCAACUGCUCGCAAAAGGACACCGGACUACCGGAAGAAAUACUCCCCGCAGUAAGGAACACAUCCCACUGAACAGUAGUACUACAGAGUCUCACUCACGGCGUUGGACAUGGAGACUGGAGCGGCGGGACAGGCCGGCGGCGGAGGACCGGCGGCGGCGGCGGCGGCGGGGGAGUACUGGAGCGAGGCGCUCAAGUCGUUCCUGGACCAUAUCCCCGUCUCGUCCGUCAACGGCGCGAUCCAGCCCUCUCCCUCCCCAGCGCUGGAGAUCAGGCUCGAUGGCUCCGUGCCGGACGCCAUCGACUCCAUGUACCGCAGCGAUGUCGCCGGCGCGGUGAUCGUCGACGAUGUGCGGACUAGUUUCGGCAAGUUCGUCGAUCGCGACAUAGGAUUCGUCGAGUUCCCAAGCCUCGUCUUGUGGGCGAUUGAGGAAUUUGACAAACUGGGAAGUGGAGCAGGUGACAAAAACUCCGACUUCCUGACAAGUCUAAAACAGCAUCCUCAGAUUGCAGAAACAAAGAUUGCCUGGUUAGCAAAGUCGUUCCUAUGGGAGCCAUUCUUCCCCGUUCGAUCCCAUGAUACACUCUUCCAUGCAAUGCUUCUCUUCUCAAAGCACCGCAGGAUCAAUGUGGUACCUGUUGUUGAGUUGAUGAACUCCAGUGUUAUUGGAUUUGUAACGCAGAAUGCAGUAAUGGAAUUGCUUCUCAGUUCAAGUGGUCUUGAGUGGCUCGAUAAAAUUGCAGACAAACAACUUUCUGAAUUUAGGUUCGCAAAUACGACCAAGCCUGUUUCAGUCUACUCGGAUCAGACUCUCGCUGAUGCAUUGCAUAUUCUUUCAAAGGAGAAAAUAGGAGUUGCAGUUGUUGACAGGAAAACCAGUUGUCUGAUUGGAUCAAUACAGUGCAGCGAUCUUUAUCAGCUUCUGGACGAUAGCUCCCUAUUUAGGAACAGGAAGACAUUAAGUGCGGAAGAAUUCGUCAAACUGAAGAGCAAGGAUGAGGACAUCAGCACAGAAAAUUCAUCAGCUUCUGGUGGCCAAAAUGUCCUCAGCCUCAGAACAGGGCAGAGGAUAACAGCAGGCCUGCCUGUUACCAACCGCAAGUCUGACACCCUGAAGCAAGCAAUGGAGAAGCUGACAGCGUCAAGAAGCAGCUGCAGCUUCAUCGUCGACGAGCACGGGCGAGUCGAAGGAGUAGUCACGGCAAGGGACAUCAUCUCCGUCUUCUCCCCGCCAUGCAUGGACUCGAGGAUCGACGGAGGCACCUUCUUCUCGGCUGCGCUUGCGCAGACCGGCUGCCGCGUUGAGCAUGGGCAGAUGAUUCAGAACUCAUAGUUUCUACCUCAUCAUCUAAAACAAUGUUUACAGUUUUGUUGCCUGCAGAGAUUUGACCUUGCGAUUGUUGGUUAUUCAUGUUGAAAGCUUGACAUUUUUAAAA